CGGCGCAAUAAAAGGGAUGCAGAGAGGGCUUGGGACAGACGCACGGACGAAGGAAGCAGCAGCAGCACCAACGAAGGACAGCAACACGCAGCCAUGCCUGAGGCCAAGAAGGCAGUGUCCAAGAAAGACAAGAGUGCAGCGGCCCCUGCUGUAAAAAAACCUGAAGCGAAAUCCCUGGCGGCAGAGGAAGUACUUGCAGAUGCGGCCACCCCAGGGACGGAGCCAGAGAUGACCGAGCUCAGCGGUCUGUUUGUGGAGAAGCCCCAAAGCACCAUAGCCAUCAAAGGGAAGGACAUCACCUUUGUAGCCAAGGUUGACUCCUCCACCCUUUUGAGGAAACCAGCGCUGAAAUGGCUGAAGGGAAAGUGGCUGGACUUGGGCAGCAAAGCAGGGAAGCACCUGCAGUUCAAGGAGAGCUAUGACAGGGACAGCAAGAUCUACACAUACGAAAUGAAGAUUGUCAAAGUGGUCGAUGGAGAUGCCGGUGGUUACAGGUGUGAAGUUACCGCCAAAGACAAAUGUGACAGCUGCACGUUUGAUAUCACCGUAGAAGCUUCUCAAGAGGACCAAAAGGCAAAUAUUCUGGAAGCCUUUAAGAGAUCGGGUGAGGCUGGAGAAGACGAGGGGGAACUGGACUUCAGUGGUUUACUUAAGAAAAGGGAGAAGAAGCAGGAGGAACCCAAAGAGGAGGUGGAUGUGUGGAGCAUCCUGAAGAAAGCCAAGCCCUGUGACUACGAGAAGAUUGCCUUCCAGUAUGGCAUUACGGACUUGCGUGGCAUGCUCAAACGUCUCAAGAAGAUGAAGGUGGAGCCAAAGAAAUGUGAUGCCUUCCUGAAGAAGCUCGAGGCAGCCUACUCUGUGGACAAGGGAAAGAAGAUCCAACUUACAGUGGAGGUGGCAAACCCUGAUGCCCAGAUCAAGUGGCUGAAGAACGGAACAGAAAUCAAGCCCUCCGCCAAGUACGUGUUUGAGAGUGUGGGGAACAAGAGGAAGCUCACCAUCAACAAGUGCACACUGGCGGAUGACGCGGCCUACGAGUGUGUGAUCGGGGAGGACAAGAGCUUCACAGAGGUCUUUGUCAAAGAGCCACCUGUCACCAUCACCAAGCUGCUGGAUGACCUCCACGUGGUUGUAGAAGACAAGGUCGAGUUCGAGGUGGAGGUGUCCGAGGAGGGGGCCAACGUCAAGUGGAUGAAAGAUGGCGUGGAACUGGCGAGAGAUGGGAAGUAUCGCUUUAAGAAAGACGGGAAGAAGCACUGGCUGAUCAUCAAUGAAGCGAGCAAGGAGGACAUCGGAAUGUACUAUGUUUUCACCAACGGGGGGGAGUCAAAGGCCGAACUUGAAGUUGAAGACAAGGAGCUGGAGGUGCUCCAGAGCAUCGCAGACUUGACAGUCAAGGCAGCUGAGCAGGCCAUCUUCAAGUGCGAGGUGUCUGAUGAGAAGGUGACAGGAAAGUGGUACAAGGAUGGAGUGGAGGUGAAGGCCAGCAACCGGAUAAAGAUGGUCCACAUCGGCAGGAUCCACAAGCUGACCAUCGAUGAUGUGAAGGCUGAGGAUGCUGGAGAUUACACCUUUGUGCCAGACGGAUACGCACUCUCCCUGUCUGCCAAGCUCAACUUCCUGGAGAUCAAGAUCGACUACGUCCCUCGUCAAGACCCGCCCAAGAUUCACCUGGACACCACUGGAAGCAUGGUGAACAAGAACACCAUCAUCGUCGUUGCAGGCAACAAGCUGAGGCUGGAUGUGGAGAUCUCGGGAGAGCCCGCUCCCACUGUGUGCUGGACAAAAGGGGACAACGUGAUUACAGAAACGGAGGGCCGCGUGAGGGUGGACAACAGGAAAACCCUGAGCAGUUUUGUGAUCGAGGGAGCCGAGCGGGGCGACGAGGGGAGGUACACGAUCACAGUGACGAACCCAGCGGGCGAGGACAAGGCCGAGCUCUUCAUCAAGGUUGUAGAUGUGCCGGAUCCCCCCGAGGGAGUCAAGUGCAUGGGAGUUGGAGAAGACACAGCCACCAUCAUCUGGGAACCACCCAAAUUCGAUGGGGGAUCACCAAUCAAAGGGUACCUGAUGGAGAGGAAGAAGGUGGGUUCUUCGCGGUGGACGAAGCUGAACUUCGACAUCUACGAGUCCACGAGCUACGAGGCCAAGAAGAUGAUCGAGGGGGUGCUGUACGAGAUGAGGGUGUUUGCCGUCAAUGGUAUCGGUGUCUCCCAGCCGAGCUGCAGCUCCAAACCCUUCAUGCCGAUUGCCCCUACUAGCGAGCCCACCCGCCUCACCGUGGAUGACGUCAUGGACAGCGCCUGCAUGCUCAAGUGGCGCCCCCCUGACAAGAUAGGAGCGGGCGGCAUCGACGGCUAUAUUAUCGAGUACCGCAAGGAGGGAGACACCGAGUGGAUCCAGGCGAACUCAGAGCCGGUGGAGAAGAACAGCUACACGGUGCGGGGUCUGCCCACGGGGGAGAAGAUGGAGUUCAGGGUCAUGGCCGUGAACAUCGCAGGUCGCAGCCCACCUGCCGUCAUGGCUCAGCCUGUCACGAUCCGCGAGAUCAUCGAGCAACCUCACAUUCGGCUGCCGCGCCACCUCAGGACCAAGUAUGUGAGGAAGGUUGGAGAGAAGAUCAACCUGGUCAUUCCCUUCCAGGGAAAGCCACGCCCUGUGGUCAACUGGUUCAAGGACGAUGAGCCCCUGGACCCGAAGAAAGUGUCGGUGAGGACCACAGAGGUGGACACCAUCCUGUUCAUUCGCUCAGCCGAGAGAGACCACUCGGGGACGUACACGCUGUCGGUGCAGAUCGAGAACAUGGAGGACAAGGCGUCCUUCGAGAUCCGUGUGGUGGAGAAACCCGGGCCCCCGCUGGCUGUGAGGGUUACUGAUGUGUGGGGCUUCAACGCAGCUCUGGAAUGGAAGCCCCCCAAGGAUAAUGGAAACAGUGACAUCUCAGGCUACAUCAUCCAGAAGGCAGACAAGAAGACCAAGGAAUGGUUCAUGGUCUACGAACACAACCGCCGCCCAAACUGCACCGUGUCGGACCUGGUCAUGGGGAAUGAAUACGUGUUCCGCAUCUUCAGCGAGAACAUCUGUGGGCUUAGCGACGAGGCGGGGCUCAGCAAGAACACGGCGGUCAUCGCCAAGACUGGACUGGCGUACAACCGCCCGCCGUACAAGGAGAAGGACCUGAACACGUCGCCCAAGUUCACUCAGCCCCUCCAGGACAGAUCUGUCAUCGCAGGCUAUUCCACCGCCAUCAGCUGCUCCGUGCGCGGACGUCCCAAGCCCAAGAUCAUCUGGAUGAAGAACAAGACGAUCAUCGGCGAGGACCCCAAGUACCUCAUGCAGAACAACCAGGGUGUGCUCACGCUGCACAUCCGCAAGCCGAGCCUCUUUGACGGGGGCAACUACUCCUGCAAGGCCGUCAAUGAGCUCGGCGAGGACGUGGUCGAGUGCAAGUUAGAGGUCCGAGGUGCGUCCGCAACACGGUCUCCCGUUGCUGCCGUACUGCUCAUGCAUGAUGGGUAAGACAAUGAGGUAA
Scleropages formosus (Asian bonytongue) is the source of this 3532-nucleotide messenger RNA. It is a transcript of the gene mybpc2a, whose product is annotated as myosin binding protein Ca. The record is from RefSeq and is a predicted model, not a curated record. Gene Ontology annotation, cellular component: M band. Gene Ontology annotation, biological process: sarcomere organization. The transcript is spliced from 30 exons. Lineage: Eukaryota; Metazoa; Chordata; Actinopteri; Osteoglossiformes; Osteoglossidae. Bases 94 to 3519 code for a protein of 1141 amino acids. Gene Ontology annotation, molecular function: protein binding.